AUGUGCGCGCAUGCGGCGAUGGUGCUAGUGGAGGGCUACCGUGUGAUCGGCAACGGGCAGCCUGUGGGCACCUUAGACCAGUGGCCAGUUGGGCCACCUUCGCACCAUGCCAUUGUCCUUCUCCUCAUCCCCUUCGUCAAACAUAGGUGUUCACUCCCUCCUGAUUCCUCCUCUUCCUCCCGCGAGAAUUUUCCGGCGUCGGAAGGAGCCGCAUCCGCCUCGAGGCGGUGCAGUUCGGACGCAGAUUUGGUGCGAUUCUGCACGACGAGGUCGAAGCGGCUCACGCUACUCCUCGAGCGAGGGGGGACCAAUUGGACACCUGUUGCAGAGCACCCGUCAGAGUGGUGA
This is a messenger RNA of Prorocentrum cordatum, 348 nucleotides long. The record is from the annotation of a GenBank genome assembly. Lineage: Eukaryota; Dinophyceae; Prorocentrales; Prorocentraceae.